AUGGAAUAUCAGAAACAAGCUAUUAAAUUACCAGUUAUAAACUUUGAUAUAAUUACGUUAAAAAGUGGUGAUGGUUUUAAAGAAAAACGUCACGUAUCUAAUUUGGAUGAGGACUUCCAAAUAUCAUUCAAACGUAUCUCAAAACUAGACAUGAAACCAGCAGUUGUUUUAUGUGUUCAAGUUGAUGAACUUAUCAGUGACAAUCCAGCUAAAAUAAAAAAAACUGUGCCAACUUGUAUAAAAAUUGCAAGUAAGAAACCAACGAAGCUCUCUGACGAGCCUGUGGUAAAACCAUUAUAUCUGAAAACUAAAAAACAAUUGGGGUCCAAAUUGAAAAGUAAAGCCACGGAUGUUGAAAAAGCUGGUAUCAAUAAUAAUAAAUUUGAUGUUAGUACUUCUGAUAUUUUUAAUAAAAUGGAACAAGUUGACGAUUUCGAAAAAGUUGAUGAUAAUAUUAAACUUGAUGUUGGUGAUUUUGAUGAUCUUGUUAGUGGAUUGAAUCAAGUUAGAGACUUUAAUGAUGAUGUCGGUGAACUCAAUCCAGUUGAAGACGUUAAAAAAGCUGAUGAUAAUAAUGAUAAGCUUGAUAUUGAUACAUCAGAUAUUAUUAACGAUACAAAACAAGUUCACGAUGAUAUCAAAAAUGAUAAACUUGUUAUUGGUACUGUUGGUGAUAUUAAACAAGUUGAAGAUUUAAAAAAGGCUGAUUACCAUAUUGAAGUUGAUGUUGAUAAUUUAGAUGAUGAUGUUGGUGGAUUAAAUCAAGUCAAAGACGUUAAAAAAGCUGAUGAUAAUGGUGAGCUUGAUAUUGUAAAUGACGUUAAAAAAGCUAAUAUCAAUAAUAAUAAACUUGAUAUUGAUACUUCCGCUAUCAUAAAUAGAAUAAAACAAGUUCCUGAUGUUAAACAAGUUGAUAAUGAUAAUAAUAAACUUGAUAUUGAUGAUGAUGUUGGUGGAUUAAAACAGGUUAAAGACGUGAAAAAAGCUGAUGAUAACGGUGAGCUUGAUAUUGGUAAUGUUGCUGAUAUAGAACAAGUUGAAGAUUUAAAAAAGGCUGAUUAUCAUAUUGAGCUUGAUGUUGAUAAUUCGGAUGAUGAUGUUGGUGGAUUAAAUCAAUUUAAAGACGUUGAAAAAGCUGAUGAUAAUAAUGACGAUCUUAACCAAGCUGAGAAUAAUAAUGAUAACUUCGAUAUUGGUACUGCUGAUGCUGUUGAAAUGAAAGAAGUUGAAGAUAACAUAAAGGAUGAUGAUAAUAACAACAAACUUGAUGAAAAUAGAGCUGAACAUCCUAAAAAAUAUAAUAAACGGGUUUCGAUUUACCUAAACGUACAACCCGUGCAUCUUCAAAAAAAAAAAUGUAAUUGA
Molecule: messenger RNA, 1365 nt
Organism: Aphidius gifuensis
Lineage: Eukaryota; Metazoa; Arthropoda; Insecta; Hymenoptera; Braconidae
Product: coiled-coil domain-containing protein 1-like
Exons: 6
Coding region: 1-1365 (454 amino acids)
Source: RefSeq, a predicted model, not a curated record